AUGAUGGGCCUCUUCAGCCAGGCAGGGUCCACCCUUGGCCGCGUUGUAAAGCCACGCGGUUCACUCGAGGGGGGCGAGAACGACAAAGCCCCUUCAGACACAGAGCCCGACGACACCUCUAUCUUGGACGAGAAUGAAGGCUCCAUAAUUACAUCGUUAAUCUCCCAGCUGAGAGUGGGGAUGGAUCUUUCUAGAGUUACUUUCCCUACAUUUGUGCUCGAGCCCCGAAGUAUGCUCGAGCGAAUCACCGAUUUCAUGUCUCAUCCAGAUCUAAUAUUCGGUGCCGAGAACUUCGAUGACCCAGAGGAGCGGUUUAUCCGUGUGUUGCAGUACUACCUCGCGGGUUGGCAUAUCAAACCGAAAGGUGUCAAGAAACCAUAUAACCCUAUUCUCGGAGAAUUCUUUCGGUGUAGGUAUGACUAUCCCAACGGUACGCAAGGGUUCUACAUCGCAGAGCAAGUUUCACAUCAUCCACCUAUAUCUGCCUUCUUCUAUAUAUCCCCCGCGAACCAUGUUAGUAUUAUCGGGGAGCUCCGUCCAAAGUCCAAAUUCCUUGGAAAUAGCGUCUCAACAACGAUGGAGGGUGAGAAUCGCGUGACGUUACUCGGAAAACCUGAUGACGGUGAAUACGUCAUCACAAUGCCUAAUAUGUAUGCCCGCGGGAUUUUGUUCGGAAAGAUGGUACUCGAGCUGGGGGACACGUGCAUAGCCAAGAACGAAAAGCAUGGGUAUUACUGCGACCUUGAGUUCAAAACCAAGGGCUUUUUUUCGGGCACCUACAAUGCAUUGUCCGGGCGGGUACGCAAGAACUCCACAGAAAUCGGAGAAGUAUCGGGGAGGUGGAGCCACCUCAUGGAAAUCAGGAAUAACAAGACGGGGAAGAAACGGGUUCUAUUCGAUGCCACCAAGGAUGGUCAGAAUGUGUCCCCCAAGUGGGUUCCACCCGAAGAAGAUCAGGAAGCAAAUGAAUCACGCAGACUGUGGCAAGAUUUAACAGAGGCUAUCGUGCUCAAGGACAUGGAACGAGCAACAGAUGCUAAAUCUAAUGUUGAGGACGCGCAACGAGAACAGCGCCGGAAGAUGGAAGAGAGCGGGCAAAAACACGUGUCUCGUUUCUUCGAGUUAUCGAAUGGGCGAUGGUUACCAAGACUGCAGGUACCAAACGAGCCUCAGGAAGCAACGAAAGCGGUUCAAGAAUGGAUAUUCCCAUCAACACCGUCCGAGUCUUCCUCGUCAGAGCUGGUAUCCUGA
Messenger RNA from Laccaria bicolor S238N-H82, 1251 nucleotides. RefSeq lists its product as uncharacterized. NCBI's taxonomy places the organism in Eukaryota, Fungi, Basidiomycota, Agaricomycetes, Agaricales, Hydnangiaceae. Bases 1 to 1251 code for a protein of 416 amino acids. The transcript is spliced from 11 exons. Gene Ontology annotation, cellular component: cortical endoplasmic reticulum; intracellular membrane-bounded organelle; membrane. The record is from RefSeq and is a predicted model, not a curated record. Gene Ontology annotation, molecular function: sterol binding.